AAAAAAAAAAAACUAAAUGAAAAAUUAAAACUGUUGAAAAAAUUAUUUAAAAAAAAAUAUAAAUGAGUUCUGCUGGAUAUUUACAACUUCCGCAAUAUCAAACUUCAAAGAUGCCUACCUUGAAUAUUCUGCCAUACCAAUAUCCUCCUCAGCCAUCAUCUGUUGGUUCAAUCGGAUGUUCUACAGGCUCCGCAAGCAUCUCACCAACACAAUCUAUUCCCUCAACUGGAAAUGCAAGUCCUGAUGUCUCAACUUCAUCCACUUAUAGUUAUCCCGGAUUUCCUCAUUCUUUGGAUAUUUCAUCAAGACAAUCAAUGCACUUUUCCUACCCGCAAUAUCACGGAAACAGCUAUUACGAUCACAAUUCGUGGUUCACGCCAACCGAAACCGCAAAUCCCUUUUACCAAAGUUGGCAUCACAACGACACGUAUCACAACUUGAAGCUCGAGGAGUAUUCUUUACCGCCGCAAGUUGCACGUCGGUGUGCUCGUUGUACCUGCCCGAAUUGCAUUAAUGAGCUUUCGGGACUCCCGCCGGUUGUCGGACCCGAUGAAAAGGGAAAGCGGCAACAUUUGUGUCAUAUCCCGGGAUGCGAAAAGGUUUACGGCAAAACUUCUCAUUUGAAGGCGCAUUUGAGAUGGCAUACAGGAGAACGUCCUUUUUCUUGCAAAUGGUUAUUUUGUGGAAAACGCUUCACUCGUAGUGAUGAGUUGCAGAGACAUUUUCGAACUCAUACCGGAGAAAAAAGAUUCACGUGUCAAACGUGCAGUAAGAAAUUUAUGCGAAGCGAUCACUUGGCUAAGCACAUAAAAACGCACGAGAACAAAGUAAAACGUAGCAAUAAUAGCAAAUCGGGCGCCAAAGAAAGCAAAAAGAACGUCAAAGAAGACGAGCAGGUCGUUAGUGCCAGUGAUAUCGUAAUCAAGAAGGAAAAGGAGGACAUGUCGAGCUGUACAAUUGCGAAUAAUAACAAUAAUGAUAGGUCAAUUUGUGACAUAAAUGCAGAGAAGAAAAAUCAAGAGCAAUUUUUGGCACCAAAUUACACAUCUCCGUACACAUCCGCCGCAUAUUCGUCGAAUUUCCAAGCAGCAUCAUCCUCCCCUUCAAAUAAUCUGGGAACUAAUCACAACAAUAAUAACAAUUUUUCGCCACUUCUUACCGAAAGUGACACGAAAAAUAUGUUUCCCUCAUACAAUUCGUCCGCUUCAAUGUCGACAUCUUCGUUCAACAACACCUAUAAUCAGUCCCGGGCAUCGUUAAGUCCAUCCACGUAUGCGACAAACAGCAGCUUAAGUCAUAACAGUCAUUUCCUUUCGCCCGCUUCGGCAACAACGACAACAUCCGCCGCAGCAACGACGCCUCAAAACAGCUAUCACAGUUACUUUAACGACGCAAAUCCGUACUCGGCAACCCAUUAUCAGCAUCAUCAUGCGGCGCAUCACCAAACUAAAAGUCCGUAUCAUCAAACUCUCAAUAACAACUCUUAUUACAUGACAAAUAUCACAAUUAAUCAACUCAGUCCGUUGGCGAGCCCAAAUGCGACACGACCUCUCAAUAGCACGAAUCCAACCUCCUUCGCUGCGCCGUUACAUCUCUCAAGGUAG
This is a messenger RNA of Culicoides brevitarsis, 1604 nucleotides long. Its product is annotated as transcription factor btd. Gene Ontology annotation, molecular function: RNA polymerase II cis-regulatory region sequence-specific DNA binding; DNA-binding transcription factor activity, RNA polymerase II-specific. The transcript is spliced from 5 exons. The record is from RefSeq and is a predicted model, not a curated record. The coding region runs from base 63 to 1604 and encodes 513 amino acids. Lineage: Eukaryota; Metazoa; Arthropoda; Insecta; Diptera; Ceratopogonidae. Gene Ontology annotation, biological process: regulation of transcription by RNA polymerase II.